Messenger RNA from Ixodes scapularis (black-legged tick), 2776 nucleotides. Its product is annotated as dynamin-1-like protein. Gene Ontology annotation, cellular component: mitochondrion; microtubule; membrane. Lineage: Eukaryota; Metazoa; Arthropoda; Arachnida; Ixodida; Ixodidae. The coding region runs from base 193 to 2346 and encodes 717 amino acids. The record is from RefSeq and is a predicted model, not a curated record. Gene Ontology annotation, biological process: mitochondrial fission. Gene Ontology annotation, molecular function: GTP binding; microtubule binding; GTPase activity. The transcript has 15 exons.
UUUUUGUUGUUUUUGAUUCCGGCAGUUGUUGCCGAUGGCUCACGGCUUCCCUUGCCUCCGUUUUCUUCUCUGCGAGGGCAAAGCAGUCAUGGUCAUGGUGAGGGGGUUAGCUGGGGGGCUUUUGCGAGUCUUUUCUUAAUUCAUUUAACGCUCUUCAACUUCACCAAUCGCACGGCGUGUUGACUAGUCGCUAUGGAGGCGUUAAUACCCGUCAUCAACAAGCUGCAGGACGUCUUCAACACCAUCGGAGCCGAUGCCCUCCAACUGCCUCAAAUUGUGGUCGUCGGGGCCCAGAGUUCGGGCAAAAGUUCAGUACUGGAAAGCCUCGUGGGGCGGGACUUCCUGCCUCGGGGUUCGGGCAUCGUGACGAGGCGCCCGCUCGUGCUUCAGCUGGUCUAUGUCUCCAAGGACGACGUUCAGCACCGCUCUGCCGAUGAAGGAACCAUGCAGUUGGAAGAGUGGGCCAAGUUCCUCCACACCAAAAACAAAAUUUACACCGACUUUGACGCCAUCCGGGCCGAGAUUGAGGCAGAGACAGAACGCAUGGGAGGGACGAACAAGGGCAUCUGCCCGGAGCCGAUCAGUCUCAAGAUCUACUCCAACCGCGUCGUGAACUUGGGAUUGGUCGACCUGCCUGGACUUACGAAGGUUCCAGUGGGAGACCAGCCGGAGGACAUAGAGACCCAGAUCCGGUCGCUGAUACUCAAGUACAUUGGCAACCCCAACUCCCUGAUCCUGGCGGUGACGGCGGCCAACACGGACUUUGCCACGUCCGAGGCGGUCAAGCUGGCUCGGGAGGUGGACCCCGACGGGCGCCGCACGCUGGCGGUGAUCACCAAGCUGGACCUGAUGGACGCGGGCACGGACGCCAUCGACGUGCUCUGCGGCCGGGUGAUCCCGGUGAAGCUGGGCAUUGUGGGGGUGGUGAACCGCUCGCAGCAGGACAUCAAGGACCGCAAGCCCAUCGAGGAGGCCCUGCGGGACGAGGCCCUCUUCCUGCAGCGCAAGUACCCCGCCCUCGCCAACCGCAACGGCACAGAGUACCUCGCCAAGACCCUGAACCGGCUGCUGAUGCACCACAUCCGGGACUGCCUGCCCGAGCUGAAGACGCGCGUCAACGUGAUGAUCUCCCAGUUCCAGUCGCUGCUCACCUCCUACGGGGAAGCCGUGCAGGACCAGGGCCAGACGCUGCUCCAGAUCAUCACCAAGUUUGCGUCGUCGUACUGCUCGACCAUCGAGGGCACGGCGCGCAACAUCGAGACGACGGAGCUGUGUGGGGGCGCCCGCAUCUGCUACAUCUUCCACGAGACCUUUGGCCGCACCCUGGACUCGAUCCACCCCUUGGGGGGCCUCAGCACCCUCGACAUCCUCACCGCCAUCCGCAACGCCACGGGUCCCCGGCCGGCCCUCUUCGUGCCCGAGGUGUCCUUUGAGCUGCUGGUCAAAAGGCAGAUUCGACGCCUGGAGGAGCCGAGCCUGCGCUGUGUGGAGCUGGUGCACGAGGAGAUGCAGCGCAUCAUCCAGCACUGCGGCACAGAGGUCCAGCAAGAGAUGCUCCGCUUCCCCAAGCUUCACGAGUGCAUCGUCGAGGUGGUGACGCAGCUGCUUCGGCGACGCCUGCCCGCAGCAAACACCAUGGUGGAAAACCUUGUGGCGAUCGAAUUGUCUUACAUCAACACGAAGCACCCGGACUUCCACGACGCCGCGCUGGCCGGCACCCUGGCCAAGGAGGUGACCAAGCGAAACAAGGUGGCCGAGGUCAAUGGCCUCCCCGCCGCCACGGCUGGAGAGGGGGACAAGCCGGCUGCACCCAGUGGCAAGACUGCCCACGCUCUUGCACUGCGUCCCAACGCCCCGAGCGAAGCGCUGGGCUGGAUCGGCAACGUGGUCGGGGCCGUGACUGCAGCGGGUCGGGGCGAGAGCGGCGCCAACACCCCGGACCAGGCCAGCCCCAUGCACCACCCGUCGCUGGCCGCGGCCGGCAGCCCUAUGAAGCCGGUCAACCUGCUGCCAGAGGAGCCGACUGCGGGCUCUCGCAAGCUGUCCCCCCGGGAACAACGGGACUGUGAGGUCAUCGAGCGGCUGAUCCGGUCGUACUUCCUGAUAGUGCGCAAGAACAUCCAGGACUCGGUGCCUAAGGCCAUCAUGCACUUCCUGGUGAACUUUGUGAAGGACAACCUGCAGAGCGAGCUGGUCACACACCUCUACAAGCACGACUGCUUCGACCAGCUCCUCGCCGAGUCGGAGCACGUGGCCGUCAGGCGCAGGGAGGCCGCCCAGAUGGUCAAGGCACUCCACAAGGCCAGCCAGAUAAUAGGCGAGAUUCGCGAGACCCACAUGUGGUGAUUGUCAGGACGCAGUGAUAUCGCGGCAUAGCGACGUGCCGUUGGACGGGGGCCUGCAAGCUGCAGUCGGCAACACGUCGCUUUGUCGUCCAUUGCCGACUCUGGCCCCAGGAACUGUUGGCAGCGCCCCCUAGUGCAGUUUUCUUCUUUCUUUUUUCUUGUUGGGACUUUGUUUUGGGGGGUAGGUAGUGUGGCUGCCUCCGCAACGGCCAGGAGGAAGCGUGACCACCGUCACUCAGGGCGUUCCUCGUUUCCAAGCUUAGUGACAGACCCCGGACCAAACAUCUCGUCUGUCAGUGGACACCGUGUGCACGCGAGCAUUCGAUGCACCAUUUGUUUUUUAUUGUUUCCUUUUGCGCCGUGUAGUGGCUAGGAAGGAAGUUGGUGCGGCUGUUUUGCUGCCUGCUGCAUAAAGAUGAAACUUCGCCGAA